Molecule: messenger RNA, 731 nt
Organism: Impatiens glandulifera
Lineage: Eukaryota; Viridiplantae; Streptophyta; Magnoliopsida; Ericales; Balsaminaceae
Product: ubiquitin-conjugating enzyme E2 7-like
Exons: 6
Coding region: 77-583 (168 amino acids)
Biological process (GO): ubiquitin-dependent protein catabolic process; protein polyubiquitination
Molecular function (GO): ubiquitin conjugating enzyme activity
Source: RefSeq, a predicted model, not a curated record
CUCUUGAUUCUCUUGUUUAUUUUUUGUUUCUUCACCCUAGGAGGGAAGGUCUCUACUCGCCUCACUUGUUUUUUUCAUGGCUUCCCAUUCUCAAGCAAUCCUUCUCCUCCAGAAACAGCUAAAAGAUCUCUGUAAAAACCCCGUCGAUGGGUUCUCGGCCGGGUUGGUUGACGAGAACAACUUGUUCGAAUGGAGUGUUACCAUUAUUGGGCCGCCAGAUACAUUAUAUGAAGGGGGAUUCUUCAAUGCUAUUAUGUCUUUCCCCACCAAUUACCCUAACAGCCCUCCAACAGUGAGGUUUAAAUCAGAAGUAUGGCAUCCCAAUGUAUAUUCUGAUGGAAAGGUCUGCAUUUCGAUUCUUCAUCCCCCUGGCGAUGAUCCAAAUGGAUAUGAGCUUGCCAGUGAGCGAUGGUCACCUGUUCACACGGUGGAGAGCAUAGUUUUGAGCAUCAUAUCAAUGCUUUCAAGUCCAAACGAUGAAUCCCCUGCAAAUGUUGAAGCGGCGAAGGAAUGGAGGGAAAGAAGGGAAGAGUUUAGGAAGAAAGUGAGUCGUUGUGUGCGAAAAUCGCAAGAGAUGUUGUGAGUUUGAAAUAUCGAUAUUUGUCGCAAGAGAUUAUUAUUCCUCCUCUUUUAAUGUCAUUAUUUUAUGCUAUUGAUGAACUUUUUACCAUUCAUACUCUCAUUCCCUCUAAUCAUUUUUGUUCUCAAUUGAUUAUUUCUGUUAGAACACA